CAACCAACAUCGACUAUUUAAAAACCUCAAACUUAAGUUAUAAUGCUUUCGAAAAUUCCACCUUGAUAGCUUCUGGGUCUCGUUCGAUUAUUGAUGUUAUCGCAAAUGAUAUCGAAUCUACCACUACUCAAACACUGUUUAAAUAUGCCGAAUCCUCCAUUUUGAUUAAAUCCAAUGAUGUUAGUGCUUCUAAGUCGUCAGAGACCUCUGUUGAAGCUGUUGUCGUAGUUGAUUCUUCUUGUGAUAAAAAAAAGUCAAGUUAUCAACCAGACUGCAUUGAUUUAGAUGCUCAAGAUAACAAAAAAGCCGAUCUAUCAGAUUUUGAGAAUGAUGAUGAGACAGAGAACUCACA
Messenger RNA from Racocetra fulgida, 352 nucleotides. The record is from the annotation of a GenBank genome assembly. NCBI's taxonomy places the organism in Eukaryota, Fungi, Glomeromycota, Glomeromycetes, Diversisporales, Gigasporaceae.